Messenger RNA from Corythoichthys intestinalis (scribbled pipefish), 2595 nucleotides. RefSeq names its product 6-phosphofructo-2-kinase/fructose-2,6-bisphosphatase-like. The record is from RefSeq and is a predicted model, not a curated record. The coding region runs from base 22 to 1572 and encodes 516 amino acids. Gene Ontology annotation, molecular function: ATP binding; fructose-2,6-bisphosphate 2-phosphatase activity; 6-phosphofructo-2-kinase activity. Gene Ontology annotation, cellular component: 6-phosphofructo-2-kinase/fructose-2,6-biphosphatase complex; cytosol. Gene Ontology annotation, biological process: fructose metabolic process; fructose 2,6-bisphosphate metabolic process. NCBI's taxonomy places the organism in Eukaryota, Metazoa, Chordata, Actinopteri, Syngnathiformes, Syngnathidae. The transcript is spliced from 14 exons.
AUUAUUGACCUAUUGUCUUCAAUGAGACUUGUUUGUCUGCUUACUGGUCGCGCACGCGCACCGUCAACAAGGAGACAGCGGAAACCACUACUCAGCUCCGUGAACGCGGCCGGCCAAGACGAACGCUGCACUUCAAAAUCGCAUGUAAACCCAGGCAAGGUGAUUGGGAUGAAGCCCAUCGCAGUGACGCAAGGCGAGGGGGUCGUGCCGGUGCCAGCGCAGAGGAGGCUCCGCUUCCAGCGUCCGUUCGCGUCUGUUCCUCAGUUUACCAACUCACCCACCAUGAUUGUGAUGGUGGGUCUGCCUGCUCGCGGGAAAACGUACAUUUCCAAAAAGCUCACCAGGUACCUCAACUGGAUUGGUGUCACGACCAAAGUGUUCAACGUGGGGCAGUAUCGCCGAGACGCAACACGUUCCUAUAACAGCUUUGAGUUCUUUAAACCCGACAACGCAGAGGCCAUGAAGAUCCGAAAAGCUUGCGCCAUGGCUGCGCUCAAAGAUGUGUGCGACUACUUCACCAGAGAGCAAGGCCAAGUUGUGGUUUUUGAUGCCACCAACACGACACCAGAGCGCCGAGAUCUCAUCCUCACCUUUGCUAAGGAAAAUGGCUAUAAGGUUUUCUUUGUGGAAUCUAUCUGUGACGAUGCAGCGAUCAUUGCUGAGAAUAUUAAGCAAGUGAAGCUAAGCAGUCCUGAUUACCUCAAUUGUGAUAAAGAUGAGGCUGUGGCUGACUUCCUGAAGCGGAUUGAAUGUUACAAGUUGACCUACGUGGCAUUGGAUGAUGACAAAGACAGGAGCUUAUCCUACAUUAAGAUCUUCAACGUGGGCAGCAGAUACCUGGUGAACCGAGUGCAAGACCACAUCCAGAGCAGGAUUGUUUACUACCUCAUGAACAUCCAUGUUACACCACGUUCCAUUUACCUGUGUCGCCAUGGCGAGAGUGAGCUGAACCUGGUAGGCCGCAUUGGAGGGGAUUCUGGCUUGUCGGCUCGUGGUGCCAAGUUUUCCAGCGCUUUGGGAGUGUACGUGCGGAAGCAGAGCAUCAAUGAUCUGAAGGUGUGGACCAGCCACAUGAAGAGGACCAUUCAGACAGCUGAAGCCCUGGGUGUCCCAUACGAACAGUGGAAGGCUCUCAAUGAGAUUGAUGCUGGUGUGUGUGAGGAGAUGUCAUAUGAGGAGAUUCAAGAGAAUUAUCCAGAGGAGUUUGCACUGCGAGACCAAGACAAGUAUCGCUACCGCUACCCAAAAGGCGAGUCUUAUGAGGAUCUGGUCCAGCGACUGGAGCCUGUCAUUAUGGAGUUGGAGAGGCAGGAAAACGUGCUAGUCAUCUGCCAUCAGGCUGUCAUGAGAUGCUUACUGGCAUAUUUCUUAGAUAAAAGUUCAGAUGAACUGCCCUACCUCAAGUGUCCUCUUCACACAGUCCUCAAACUCACCCCAGUCGCCUAUGGUUGCAAAGUGGAGUCAGUCUUCCUUAACAUUGAAGCUGUGGACACACACCGUGAUAAGCCUGAGAAUGUGGAUGUAGACAGAGAACCAGAAGAGGCACUGGAAACCGUCCCAGAGCACAUCUAGACCACCGCCAUUGAGACCGGUUGAUUCCUCAGACACGUGGACAUGAUUGCCAUUUAAUCAGAAUCUUGUCGGGUGUUUUAAAAGGAAAUCAUGGCUCAACGGAACAUUUCUAGAUGGAAAUGAAACGAAACGAGUUGAACCACCUUGAUGAAGCUUUCAAAAUGCUGAAGUGUUGGAAGCAUUUUCAGAAAUAGUACCUCUAAAACAUGAGGACUCGAAACAUGGAAAAUACACAUCGUUAACUAUUUUAUUAAUUAAAUCUUAUUCAAUGAUGCACUUUAUAGCCACUCAGGGACUAUAUAACUAAUCAAUAGGGAACAUACUGCAAUAAAUCAUAGUUAAGGUAAUCUCAUGAUAUGCGACGAUUUUUGUUGUGUUUCCCUUCUUUUUUUUCUCUAUGCUAAACACCAGUGUGUACUGUUAGGGAGAUACUAGCCUAUAAACGCCAAACAGUGUUAUUGAUUAACCACAUCUAGUUAAAGUAAGCUAACUACCAAGCAUCAGGUUCGACGUGUGGUGUAGGGUUGCCAACAGUCCCAGAUUGGGCAGGACAACCCAGAAUAAUGUGGUGACAGCUCCAACAUCAUUGACUGUUAAUUAAUUAAGUGCUAAUCACCUAGCUGAGGUAGUCCAUAGCUUUUACAGUGUUGUAACUUAUCCAUGUAAAUUCAGAGUGGACUACCACAAUUCUAAUAGGUAGUAUCCUUUGGGGGACUGCUCAAGUCCAACACCAUCAGCUAUCGUAACAGCCAAAUUCUCAUGUAAUUGUGUAUGCACUAUGCAGCUUUGUAGCGAUUAACAGGACACAGCGGACAUGGGGCAAUAUCAAUAAUUGAUUGAUUCCUGUUUUUUCUCUUCCUCUCAUUUUGAAAUUGUAUGUUUAUUCAUUUUCAAAUGUUGAAUGAAGGAAGAAAGGAACUUGUCAUAUAACAUUUAAAUCAGAUGGCUGCUCUUUAAAGUGAAUUCAAUUCAAUAAAAUGUUUUUGGUUGCUGGUAUUUAAAAAUAAAAAGAUUUUUAUUUUA